This is a messenger RNA of Polychytrium aggregatum, 1407 nucleotides long. RefSeq names its product digestive organ expansion factor. The record is from RefSeq and is a predicted model, not a curated record. Gene Ontology annotation, biological process: maturation of SSU-rRNA from tricistronic rRNA transcript (SSU-rRNA, 5.8S rRNA, LSU-rRNA). Gene Ontology annotation, molecular function: rRNA binding; U3 snoRNA binding. Bases 1 to 1407 code for a protein of 468 amino acids. The transcript is spliced from 11 exons. Gene Ontology annotation, cellular component: nucleolus; small-subunit processome. Lineage: Eukaryota; Fungi; Chytridiomycota; Chytridiomycetes; Polychytriales.
AUGACGCCGCUGCAGUCCAAGUUCUUCCACUUCUUCAACCAAUACGCCGACGUAUAUCACCCCGAUUACAAACUGAGCCAAUGGGAUCAAAUCCGGAGUAUAUAUUGUCUUCACGCCAUGAACCAUGUCUUCAAGACUCGCGACCGUGUGCUGAAGAACAAUCAGAAGCUCAAAGCGCAUCCAGACCAGUAUGCAGAGGGCUUUCAAAUCCGAGAUCAAGGCUACACUCGACCCAAGGUGUUGAUUCUCGUGCCAUUCAAGAACGACGCCCUCGAUAUUGUCAAGAAACUCAUCGUGCUUUCAGGAACAAGCCAGCAGGAAAACAAGAAGCGGUUUUUUGACCAGUUCAAGAUCGACGAUACAAACGACGUCAUCGAUCCUCGAAAGCCAGAGGAUUACAGGAGGAUCUUUGAAGGUAACAUCGACGACUGCUUCCGAGUCGGCAUCAAGUUCACUCGAAAGAACAUGAAGUUAUUCUCCAACUUUUACGCAUCCGAUGUGAUUAUCGCAUCGCCGCUUGGGCUCCGGUUGAUCAUCGGAUCCAAAGGCGACAAGAAGCGCGACUAUGACUAUCUAUCGUCAAUUGAGGUAGUUGUUGUCGACAAAGCCGACACGAUUCUGAUGCAAAACUGGGACCACGUCGAGCACAUUUUCAAUCAUCUCAAUCUGACGCCGACCGAAGCACAUGGAUGCGACUUUUCUCGGGUCAGAUCUUGGUAUUUGGAUGGAAGAGCCAAGAACUUGCGACAAACGAUCGUGCUUUCGGAGUAUGCGACGCCAGAGCUGAACGCGCUGUUCAACCGUCGCAUGAAAAAUGUGUUCUUGAAGACGCGCACCAAGUCGCUCUUUGCCGGAAGUAUAUCCGAUGUUGUCGUGCAAGUUCCCCAGCUGUUCCAUCGAAUCAACUCAAGAUCGUUGAAGGAAGAAGACGAUACUCGAUUUACGUACUUUGUUGAGAAGGUUCUUCCCACCCUGAGACAGUCCGCCGUCUCUCAAAAGCACACACUCAUCUUUGUCCCAUCCUUUGUGGACUUUGUCCGCGUGCGCAAUUACUUUUCCGAAAAGGAAGAGAACUUUGAGCUGCUUUCAGAAUAUUCCUCCGGAAGCGAUAUUGCUCGGGCCCGCUCGGGUCUCUACCACGGCAAGCUCGACUUUGUUCUGUGUUCCGAGCGCUUCCACUUUUUCAAGAGAUACAAUCUCCGCGGUGUUCGACAUCUGGUGUUCUAUGGUCUGCCUGAUCACCCGGGUUACUAUCCCGAGUUGAUGAACAUGAUGCACAAGGCCCCGGACAACACCUGCACGGUUCUCUACUCCAAGUAUGACAAGCUCAAACUCGAGCGCAUUGUCGGCAGCAAGCGCGUGGACCGCAUGUGUGAGGGCGAAAAGGAUGGCUUUAUGUUCACCUAG